AUGACUCUGUACUGGAAUGUCCUGAAGAAUCCAAGUGAUUCCACCAACCACAUUCUUGAAUUUGGUUUAAUAUGCGUCAAUGCAGGAUAUUGUGCUAUUGGAUUUGAUCAUCCUCUUGACAAGGGAAUGAAUUCCAUUGACACCAUGUUUGCCUACACAAUUUCUGGAACUGCCUAUUUGAAAGAUGCCUAUUGUAAGACCAAACAUGUGUUUCCAACAAUUGAUGAAUUGAGUGGAGGAACCAAUGAUUAUUUGGAAACCAAUGGAGGAGUCAUUGAUGGUCAGUAUCAUUAUAGAUGGAGCAGAAAAGUCAAUACUGGAGAUUCCCAAGAUGCCACUUUCAAGAAUUCAAAUGUCUAUGUCAGUUGGGCAUAUCACACCAGUUUAACUUCAAUUGGUGCUACUCACUCUGAAGCUGGACAGAACGUUCAGGUUAAUUUUCUUGCCAACUCACCAACAGAAACUUACCUUUCUGGAAUGAUUUAUAAUUCUUCGUCUCCCUAUCCUACUGAUUCUUCUAAUGAUUCUGUGGUAACCAAGUUAAUUCCAUAUGAUUUUCUAGGAGUUUCCUACAUUAACAUGUUCCUAGAUUUGACAGUUGGCGAAAUGAUUGUCAUUUCAGUCUAUUGGGCAUUGAUGGUGAUCUGGUUCAGUUAUGGAGUUGUAAAUCAAGCAGAUCCUUUCAUUCCAAGAAAGAUUUCUUCUGGAUAUGUACAAAUGAUCAUUUUGAAUUACAUUUUCCUGUUCAUUCCUGUAACUAGAUAUAAUGUCUUGCAAGCAUUAUUCGGUAUUUCAUUUGAAAGGUCUUUGAAAUUCCACAAGUGGCUUGGUUUUAUGAUUUUUGGAUUUGCUACUGGACAUGGUGUGACGGAAUUCGUUUCAUUCAGAGAUAACAUACCUUACAUGUUCUCUGCAGAGGAUCAAUUCCCACUAUUUGGAAUAAUUGCUUGGUUAUCUCUUGGAUUAUUAUUGCUCUUCUCUUUCAAUCCUAUUAGAAGAAAGCUCUAUGAAUUAUUCUUAGUUUUCCACAUUCCUCUAACUUUGGUCACUGUCACCUUCUCAAUCAUUCAUGGAGAAGGUUGGAUUAAUUUACUUCCUUAUAUGGGAUUUUCAAUUAUUUUAAUGGUAAUUGAUUGGGCUUUGCGUUUAAUUAUUGGAUUUGGAAUUCCAACCAAGUUGACUCAGAUAUCAUACGAUGAGGAUUCUGAAGUAACAACCUGUGUAUUUGAAAAAAGAUUCUUGACAUUCUUCCAUGAUCCAAACCAUGCUCACUAUGUUUUCGUCUACAUUCCACAAGUUUCCAUCUACCAACUUCACCCAAUGACAAUCAGUUCCUCUGUAAAGCUUGAAAAUGGAAAUCAUCAAUUCAUAUGCCAUAUUAAACGAAUGGAAGGAGGUACAUGGGCAGCCAAGCUUGCUCAAUUGGCUAAAUCUAAGAAAAUGGUUUCUGAAUACUACGGAGUCAGAGUGGAAGGAGCAUAUGGCAACUUGUCAAUUCCAUUCUUUGCAAAGAAGAAUGAUCAGAAGAGAACCAUUGUAUUCAUAGUUGCGGGAAUUGGAGCAACUCCUUGUAAUGCUAUUUUGACAGCACUAGAAGAUCCAAAAUAUAACGAUCCAACUCCUUAUAAGGUAUAUGUUAACUUUACAAUGAGAAAUGAGGCAACUUUGGCCCAAAUGAGUAAGAUUAUGCAACAGAAACCAAAUGUUGAAUGCUCAUUCUAUGUAACUGGUGUUAAAUCUGUGAAAAAAUCAAUAGAGUUAAUGGAGAAGGGUCAGGAUAAUAGCGAAGACAAGAGAUUUGUCAGAGGAUCAAGACCUAACUAUGUGGAAUAUUUGGAAAAGAUCAAAUCUCAAAUUAUUCAAUCAAAAUCACUUGAAUAUGUUUCUGUUUUUGCUUGUGGUCCAUCUAAAAUGAUGAAUGCAGUGCAUAAUGCUGUGUGGACAUGCAGUGAUUCAUCUUGCCGAUUCGAGUUGCACAAAGAAGAAUUUGAAUUUUAA
Naegleria gruberi is the source of this 1998-nucleotide messenger RNA. RefSeq lists its product as uncharacterized. Gene Ontology annotation, cellular component: plasma membrane. The record is from RefSeq and is a predicted model, not a curated record. NCBI's taxonomy places the organism in Eukaryota, Heterolobosea, Eutetramitea, Acrasida, Naegleriidae. The transcript is spliced from 2 exons. Bases 1 to 1998 code for a protein of 665 amino acids. Gene Ontology annotation, molecular function: oxidoreductase activity.